AUGGCACCAGCUAAAAAGAAUCAACUUAGUACAGAAAAUGCCUUAGCAUCUGUGCAAGUGUAUAUGCAACAACAAUACCGUCCAUACUCAGUUAGCGAUAUCCUAUUAAACAUGCACAAUGUUUUGACCAAACCGAAAUUGAUAACAAUAUUAGACACCUUGGUUGCUGAUCAACAGUUAGUUUGCAAAACAAUUGGAAAGGCAUCAUAUUAUGUAUCCAAAAAACAAGAGUGCGUUUCGGAUAACACUUCCAAGACUGAAACAAGUGAAUGUUUGAACCAACAAAUUAAAGAUUUGAAACAAGAGAUCUGUCACUUGAAAUUGAAAUUACAAGAAAUUGUGACUACUCCCACAAAUGAAGAGUUGGACAAUUUGAUAGAAGUAUAUACGAAGAAGAUAGAAAACUUAAGUUUGGAGUUGGAAAAGUGUCGACACAAUAUCUCUGUGACUGGCGAUCCAAAUGAAUUAAAAAAGUAUGUGGUGCAACUAACCAAAGCAAGAAAGGAACGAAUCACCAUGUUUAAUAACCUUGUUUCCACAGUAAAAGAAGUUACCGGACAAACAAACAUUUUGGAUGUCUGCGGUAUUGAUGAAGAGGAAAUGAAAAAAUUCACUUGA
Molecule: messenger RNA, 618 nt
Organism: Candida albicans SC5314
Lineage: Eukaryota; Fungi; Ascomycota; Pichiomycetes; Serinales; Debaryomycetaceae
Exons: 4
Coding region: 1-618 (205 amino acids)
Biological process (GO): meiotic strand invasion involved in reciprocal meiotic recombination; homologous chromosome pairing at meiosis; meiotic joint molecule formation
Cellular component (GO): condensed nuclear chromosome; DNA recombinase auxiliary factor complex
Molecular function (GO): recombinase activator activity; double-stranded DNA binding
Source: RefSeq, a predicted model, not a curated record